AUGGCCACAGAGGUAGAAUUGAAACCUGUAAGUGAACAGAGUGAGUGCGUCCUAGGCAUGCAGGUGGACAAGAAGACCCGUCCCCAGAAAGUCCCAAGUCUGUGUUCCGUGCGCUACGGAAUGGCCUUCCUCGCACAUUUAAGCAACUUCACAUUCAUAGCACAGAAUUCCAUCAUAAGCAUCACUAUGGUAGCCAUGGUCAACAGCACAGACUACCAACCUCACCUCAACAGCUCCACAGAAGGGCUUCCCACCGAUUUAAAUGGUGACCAACAUGAAGCCUCGAAGCAUCUUUCUGUAAAGGCCCCUGUGUAUAACUGGAGUCCUCAAACCCAAGGAUUCAUCUUCAGCUCCGUCCAGUACGGCAUGAUGCUGAUGCAGGGUCCUGGUGGAUUCUUGGCUGGGAAAUUAGGAACUAAGAAAGUAGUCGGAGUUGCUCUGCUCGGGUCCUCACUGCUCACUCUCUUCAUCCCGUUGGCUGCCAAUCUCGGAUUAGCCGUUCUCCUGGCAACGCGAGCAAUCCAGGGCUUAACCCAGGGCGCUGGAUACGGGGGUCAAUUUGCACUCUGGCAGAAAUGGGCUCCUCCGAACGAACGCAGCCGACUCUGCAGCAUUGCCCUGUCAGGAAUGGUGUUGGGAAUCUUCGCUGUCCUCCUUGUGGGUGGCGUCAUUAGUGAAGCCCUUGGAUGGCCCUUUGUCUUCUAUAUCUUCGGAGGUAUCGGCUGUAUCUGCUGCCUUCUCUGGUUCAUUCUGGUUCAUGACGACCCCGCCUCUCACCGGUGGAUAAGUGGUCCAGAAAAGGAAUACAUCAUAUCCUCCCUGCACCAACAGGUCAGCUCAGAAGAGCAGCCGCUUCCCAUCAAAGCCAUGCUCAGAUCUCUGCCACUCUGGUCCAUAUGUCUUUGCACUAUGACUCACCAGUGGCUUGUUAACAUCUUUAUAAUAUACACCCCAACCUACAUCAGUUCUGUGUUCAAAAUUAACAUCAGAGACAAUGGGUUCCUGUCUUCUCUUCCUUUUUUCGUUGCCUGGGUCGUUGGUAUCCUGGGAGGCCAGCUCGCAGAUUUUCUCCUGAGCAAGAAUUUUAGGCUCGUAACUGUGAGGAAAAUCAUCACAAUUUUAGGAAAUGUCCCCCCACUAGCUCUCAUUGUGGCUCUGCCCUAUGUCCAGUCCAGCUAUAUCACAACAAUUGCAUUUCUGACGCUUGCCUGUGGAUUGAGUCCUCUGUGUCAGUCCGGAGUCUAUAUCAAUGCUUUAGAUAUUGCCCCAAGGUAUGCCAGCCUUCUUUUGGGAACAUCAAGAGGAUUGGCACAUUCAUCUGCUGUGCUGGUACCCAUUGUUGGUGGCUUUUUCCUCAAUCAGGACUCUGAAUUCGGGUGGAGGAAUUUAUUUUUCUUAUUGCUUGCCAUUAACCUAUUUGGCUUAAUCUUCUACCUCGUGUUUGGGAAAGCAGAUGUCCAAGAAUGGGCUAAAGAGAGGACGCUCACUCGGCUGUGA
This is a messenger RNA of Peromyscus californicus insignis, 1497 nucleotides long. It is a transcript of the gene Slc17a3, whose product is annotated as solute carrier family 17 member 3. Gene Ontology annotation, molecular function: xenobiotic transmembrane transporter activity; urate transmembrane transporter activity; voltage-gated monoatomic anion channel activity. The coding region runs from base 1 to 1497 and encodes 498 amino acids. Lineage: Eukaryota; Metazoa; Chordata; Mammalia; Rodentia; Cricetidae. The record is from RefSeq and is a predicted model, not a curated record. The transcript has 11 exons. Gene Ontology annotation, biological process: transmembrane transport; urate transport; monoatomic anion transport.